Messenger RNA from Mauremys mutica (yellowpond turtle), 3367 nucleotides. Its product is annotated as SRSF protein kinase 3-like. The transcript has 15 exons. The coding region runs from base 1627 to 2838 and encodes 403 amino acids. Gene Ontology annotation, molecular function: ATP binding; protein kinase activity. Lineage: Eukaryota; Metazoa; Chordata; Testudines; Geoemydidae. The record is from RefSeq and is a predicted model, not a curated record. Gene Ontology annotation, biological process: regulation of mRNA processing; spliceosomal complex assembly; protein phosphorylation.
UGUUUUGAAUCCACCGCCACCUAAUCACAAUAUGAUGUGGCACCUGUUGCAAUUCUCAGACUGUCUCUGAACUCGAAUGUGGAAAAUCUUCUAACUGGGCAGCACCUAAAACAGCGCAAUUCAAGGCCCCCGUUAUGCAAAAGGGGAUACUAAUAAUAGGUGUCUCCCUUUUUAGAUAUUCAAUUUAAGAAUAUAGGGGCCUGAUUUUUCUCAGGGUGCUGAGCACCCACAACUCCAAGUGAAGUCCAAGGGAGCUGCACCUGAAAAUAGGCCUUAGGUGUUUACAAUUAGACAUCCAAAAGUGCAAGUACACAAAAUCAGCGCUCACUUUAGGAAAUUUGAGCCUAAGCUUUUUGCCAUCCUCCACCCUGGGCCACACGUCUAAUUUGUAUCUUGGAGAACAGAGUUUCCAACCAUGCUAGGAAGCUAUUUGUGAUCAAAGAAUGUUCACCUUAAAAUCCUUCCCCCUUUGGAAGGAGCAGCCAUUUAAUGUAUUAUGUGUUUGCAGCUACAGCUGCACGUGACAGUCCACAUCUCAGCAGUGGCCUUGAACAUCUGGAUGGGGGUCAGAUCCAGGAUGCCUCAGCAAGGAAAACAUGGUGCUGAUGUGAAUCUUCAGGAUAACUGGGGAGUGACUCCCAUGUACCUGGCAGCUUGCAGUGGGCAGAUAGAGUGUAUCCGGCUUCUGGUGCAGGCUGGUGCUGACAUCACUUACAAGAACAAGAAGACAGGAGCCCCCCCUAAGCGUCUGGUCUCACAAACUGCACUGAUAUCCUGGAUCGAAUCCUGCUGCCGGCAGCCGCGCUCCCUGAAACACCUCAGCCGCCUGCGUAUCCGAACCACCCUUGGGCAUCAGAGGCUUGAAGCCAUUGGGGGAUUUGACCUCCCACCCCCACUGAAGCGCUACCUUAUGUAUGAGGACCUUGUUCUGCAGGAUCGCCCAUAGUGGUGGGAAGUCUGCCCAGUCUACACCUGUAUCCACAAGGACAAAGUGACAGUGGGGAGAGGAGCCGACACUGUUUUAUCUUUUCAGUCAUCUGCUCCUCAAAGCCACAAGAGAGAUGGAUUUUGUGUUGUCAUCUUACCUUUCUGUGGCCUAAUCUGAGCCCCACCCUGGAACGGGUCAGAGGGUGCUGUCUGCAGAGACUGCUGGUGAUUCUUAAUCUGGAACAUGCUGGUAGCUCCAGGGUGCAUUCUGAGGAGAGCAAAGCUCUGUCUCCUGCCCUGAAGAGCUUGCUAGGUAACAUGCUACAGCAGGAAUCAGAGAGCUGGUCUCAGCCAGGAGGAGAGAAGGGGCUCCUCUCCCUUCAUUUCUCGUUCAGGGGCUUUGCUGUGAUCUGAUCCCAUGUCCCUUUCCUCACCACAUACCUCUGGUGGUGCAGAGGAACUCGCUCCACUCAAGGAUACCCCUCCCAUCCAAACCAGACUAAAAAGGAAAGCAGGAACUCUCGGUAUCACACUUCCAGGAGCUCCUGAAGGCCCCAGGUCUCAAGUAGAGCCAUGAGCUCUGCCUCCAUGAGCUACUACAUGGAGUAAAAUGCUGAAGAUCGUGCUGUGUCUGCUCCAAGUGUCAGAUCCCUGUUCCCCCUCACCUGCUCAUCCUGAGGACUGCAGCAAGCCUCUGGCAUGGAGGGGUGGGGAUGCCAGGAGGACCCUGCAGAGUAUUGUGCAGGAGGCUACUACCCUGUGCAGAAGGGAGACACAUUCAGUGGAAGAUACCAGGUGGUGCACAAGCUGGGCUGUGGCUACUUCUCUACAGUCUGGUUGUGUCAGGACAUGGUAGAGAAGAGGCGUGUAGCUGUGAAGGUGGCCAAGGGUGGGGAGAGCUUUGCUGAGGCUGCCCAGGAUGAAAUCUCUCUCCUCCAGUGUGUGAGCAGCAUGAAGAAGAAGGACCGGGCAGGGGAGAAUAUUGUCCAUUGUUUAGAUGACUUUAAAAUGAUUGGAGCAAAUGGCUUCCAUGUGUGCUUGGUAUUUGAAUUGCUGGGUCCUUCUCUGCGAUGUCUGCUGAGGAGCCAUGGAGCCCAGGGUCUCCCCUUGCCCUUUGUGAAAAAAGCCUUACAGCAGGUACUGGCAGGGCUGCAGUUCCUGCAUACAAAUUGUCGGAUUAUCCAUACAGACAUCAAGCCAGAGAACAUCUUGCUGCAGUUGGAUGAGGAGAGUCUCCAGAAGCUUUUGCAUGACACAGCUGCCUGGAGCCAAAGCAUAAAUCUGGGCCUAAAGAAACCAGGAAUUCUUGCCAAUCAACUGGAUCAUUGCAAUAUAAUGAAAAUGGGAGUGAAAAUUGCAGACCUAGGCAGCGCAUGCUGGACCUACAAGCCCCUUUCCAAAGAGAUCCAGACCCAGCCAUAUCGAGCCCUAGAAGUUCUUCUUGGGUUAGAUUACAGCACUCCUGCAGAUAUCUGGAGCACAGCCUGCCUGGCAUUUGAAAUGGUGACCGGCGAGUGCCUUUUUGAACCCCAGGCCGGGAAAUAUUUCUCCAAAGAUGAUGAUCAUGUUGCUCGUAUCAUUGAACUCCUGGGAAGAAUUCCUCCUAAAAUUAUUUUCUCCUGGAAACAGUCAUCAAAAUUCUUCAGCAGACAAGGUGCUCUCCUACGGAUUUCCAGGCUUUUCCCCUGUACUCUAUACAACACCCUAAUGGACAGAUACAACUGGACAAAGCAUGAGGCUGCUCCAUUUACUAGCUUUCUUCUGCCAAUGCUGGAAUACACACCAGCCAAACGGACAACAGCAGUGAAAUGCCUCCAACACCCAUGGCUGAGUACCCAGUGUCCAGAUCAGCCUUGUGACUCUUUCUCUGGAGAUGGAACACAGAAUAUAAAUUUAUUCCACAGGACAUAGAACUAUACCAGAUGGCAAAUCUGUUGAAGAUGCAGGCCAUAGAAUUCAUAGCGCAAUUCAAGCAUUGGCAGCCUUUCUCUCUCCCACUAUGUUCCUGUCCUUUCACCAGGCUCCAUUCCCCUAACACCAUAAUCCAAGUAGCCUGAUUGUCUCACUCUCUUUCCUCAGCAGCUUGUUGUCUGUUACAAUGGAUCCAUCUCUGUUCCUGAACCUAGGUGCUUUUACUCCAUUACUUUCCCAUUUAUUGCCACAUCUAUGCACCUGCCACCAAUCUGUCUACGGAGAUGGCACAACUAGGGUGACCAAAUGUCCUGAUUUUAUAGGGACAGUCCCGAUUUUGGGGUCUUUUUUCUUAUAUAGGCUCCUAUUACCCCCCACCCCAUCCCGAUUUUUCACAUUUGCUGUCUGGUCACCCUAGGCACAACUCAACUUCCAUAUUGGUUUCUGCAGAAGCUAGACUUCCAUUAAAAGAACAGGAGUACUUGUGGCACCUUAGAGACUAACAAAUUUAUUUCAGCAUAAGCUUUCA